Oncorhynchus mykiss (rainbow trout) is the source of this 1352-nucleotide messenger RNA. NCBI's taxonomy places the organism in Eukaryota, Metazoa, Chordata, Actinopteri, Salmoniformes, Salmonidae. The record is from RefSeq and is a predicted model, not a curated record.
AGUAGCGAGGCUAUAUACAGUAGCGAGGCUAUAUACAGUAGCGAGGCUAUAACUCAUACAUGUAAUGUUAACUGACUGAUAUUCUAUGUAUAAGAUCUAAGCCUGUGUUAACCUCAGACCUUAACGCUAUUCUUUCCCCAUUUAAUUUCCCCAAUAGGAAUGGCUGAACGAACCAGAGGCACGCUUGUACCAUCUCAGCUCACCUCUCUCUCUCACACACACACCCCAGUCUCUGAGACCUGGGCAUCUCUCUCUGACCAUGGACGUGUCAGCGCUGGGCAGUGGGAGCAGCUGUUCAGAGGAUUGUGUGCUAGGGUCUGGCUGUCUGGAGGACUGUGGGAACCAGAGUGACCAGACUGACUGGGAAUGGGAGGACUUCAGUGGGGCUGAGCUGGUGUGUGUGACAGCCGUGUGUGUGCUGCUGCUGGCCCUGGGCAUCACAGGAAAUAUGUUAACCAUCCUGGUAGUUUGGCUCCGGCCACACCUGAGAAGCACCACCUACCUCUACCUGAGUAGUAUGGCCGUUUCCGACCUCCUCAUACUGCUUCUGAUGCCUUUAGAUCUGUACUACAAGCUGUGGAGGUUCCAGCCCUGGGAUCUGGGUGAUGCAGUGUGUAAGCUGAGUGUGUUCAUCAGUGAGAGUUGUACCUACUCCUCCAUCCUCCACAUCACCGCCCUUUCUCUGGAGCGCUACCUCGCUGUCUGUCGACCACUCACAGCCAAGACCCUGGUCACACGGACCCGCGUCCGCACUCUCAUUGGCUGCCUGUGGGUUGUGGCCGUGAUCAGCGCCGGGCCGGUGUUUGCUAUAGUAGGGGUAGAGGAGCUGGGGGGAGGUGAGGGGGAGAGCGAGUGUCGCUGUACGGACUACGCCGUCUCCUCAGGCCUGCUGGGGGCCAUGAUGUGGCUCUCCAACCUCUACUUCCUGGUGCCGCUGGGCAUUCUGGGAGUUGUGUAUGGUCUGAUCGGCAGGAAGCUUUGGCUCCGCCCACAACGCAGCAGCCGAGACCGCGCCCAGCGACACACCAUCAAGAUGCUCGGGAUGAUCGUGCUGGCGUUUGUUCUGUGUUGGCUGCCGUUCCACGUUGGUCGGACGUUGUUCUCUAUGACUCUGGGCUCCAGCGCUGAUAUGUACUACAUCUCUCAGUACUUUAACCUGGUCUCCUUUGUGUUGUUCUACCUCAGUGCUGCUGUCAACCCUAUCCUCUACAACACCAUGUCAGCACGCUACCGCCACGCUGUCCGCAGCCUGCUGCGCUCACACACACCCCGCUCCCACCACCCCCCACUCACCCCACAACACUCUACCACCACUCUGUAACUCACCCCCCCCCCCCACUCACCCCACAACA